UGAAAUUACAGCAAGUUAUCUGUCAAAAGUGCAUAUAGUGGACGUGUUACGUCACUAGAGAAAAUUGUUUAUUUUUAACAUAAAAAAUAGAGUUUAACUAGUUUAGUGUUGUUGUUUAGUUGAAAAGAAAAUCCUGAUGAUCAGAGAUAAAAAUGAGUUAUGAUGGGUACUAUUUGGAUCGUAACUUAAAGAAACCAUCUGAAAGUGGUCCAGCUUUAGAUUUGAUUAGAGGUUUAGAAAAUAGAAGAUUAUUUCACAAUGCCAAAGAUAAAGAGAACCUGGAACUUUAUGCUGAACAAGAGUUUGUUCGGAAAACAAAAUAUGCUGAAAUGAAAUGUGAGCUACCUGGUACUCCCAGAUCAUCUUUUUUGAUGGUGUUUAGCCCAGAUGGUACCAAAAUUGCUUCAACACAUGGCAAUCACAAUAUUUAUGUCUCAGACAGUCGUAGUGGCAAAACAAUAAAAACUUUGGUGGGCCAUCCAAGAACGCCAUGGUGCAUUGCUUUCCACCCCACAUCCAAUCAGAUUGUAGCAUCUGGGUGCCUGGGUGGACAAGUUCGAAUCUGGGAUUUAAGUGGAGGGAGUGAAGUAUGGACAACCAGUAACAAUUCUGUUAUUGCCUCAAUUGCUUUUCACCCAAACGAUAGAGUUUUGGUUAUAGCAACAUUCAAUGAAGUUUAUUUUUGGGAUUGGAGCAAGCCUGAGCCUUUUGUGCAAUGCUCCACAAACAACCCAAAAGAAAAGGUCCGUUACGUGGCGUUCGACAACCUGGGCCACAAGCUGAUCACCGGGAUAGCGAACAGCCCGCAGACGCGGUGGGAGCGCGUGCGGGCCCCGGUUCCCGUGCCGAGGCAGGCCGAGCGGUGCGCGAGCCCGUACAGGCGGCGCAUCACGCCGCGCGUCGUCAACGUGUCGAUACGCGUGCGGGACGGCGCGCAGCAGACGUCGCCCCAGGCGGCCGCCGCCCCCGAUCUCGCUCUGCUGCGCCGGGGGUUCUCGAGCGUGCCCGAACGCGAGCGCAGGAUCACGGUGUGCUACAGGAACCUGGUGAAGGAGUACGAGCAGCUGGUGCAGCGGUAUCUGCAGCUGUACAGGCCCAGGACUAUGAUCGAUCGAGGUACAGAUCCAAUGGAAAACAGCUCGAGCAUUACAAACAGCGGCACUCAAACCCCUGAAGCGCCCUCCACCUCGCGGCAAACCGAACCCUCAACCUCGACAAGCACCGAAACCCAACCGUCAACCGGUAGCCAACAGCAGCCGUCAUCUUCUAGCGGAUCUAGCAGAUCGCACGUGUGCGACUGUCAGCAAGAGCCCGCGCUUAACACCUCGCAAAGUCUGAUCUCGCCCAGCAAAAUUUUCUCCGUGAUGAGAAAAUCUCCGGGGUUCAUCCGGUCCACGCAGACCGUAGAGUCGCGCAAGCACAAAGCGGACGACAGCAGCGACAGCAGGAGGGAGAAGAGGGCGAGACGGCUGGCUGACAACAACAGCCCCGCGAGCAGCUGCGACAGCAUCAUCACGCACGCGUCGGAAUCGAACCCGCAGCAUCCGGAAGCCGAAGCUAACGCUGCGAAUAGUUCCACGGAAAUCAGCACGCAGACUGCUCGGGAAGUGCCGCUGGAAGUGCCGUCGACUUCGCGAGAAUCUCUACCUGGCACUAGCGGUGCCACGAGCGCAGCCAACGAUUCCAACGUCGACGAUUUAUUGUUGAACAUAAGGAGGACUGCAGAGGAGGAGGUUAGAAAUAGGAUUUUGCCGAUUAUUAGAUCGGUGCCAGAGAAUGACAGACCUGAACUAAUAAGAUUGUUUGAGAACAGUCGCGAAAACUGCCGGCUAAGGUUCCGGCAGAUGUACUCGACGAUAUGCAAAAAGCCGAAACGUUGGCUGCACCCGCCCACCAACACCUCGUCGGAGAACAACAGCAGCUCGGACGAGGCCGAAGAAACGGGCGUCGCCUCUCCCGCGGUGCACUUCCAAAGGAGAGCGCAGACGGCGCCGACGAACGCCUCGCAGCCCGCCGAAAGGCCGCGCGCCGCCCCCGCACCGAGCGGCAGCACGUCGGCCUUGCGGAACUACAACACGGAGCUGGAGCAGCUGCUGACGCGGCUGCUGACCGAGAUCGAGAGCAGCGAGGGCAGGGAGGCGAGGGAGUCCAACGGGGGAACGGCCACGUCGUCCUUUAGGACUGCCGCUACAACCACCACCGCGAGUUCCGAGACUGAAAACAGGUUUAGUACCAGGAGUACCAACACUGUUCCUUCCAUGGUGGCGGUCACAACAACCGAAGCUUCAGUGAGUCCGAUGCGCCCUCCAUCCGCACUGCACGACUCAUCUUUGGACGCUCUCCUUUCCGACGCGCCCACAACAACUGUAGGAUCAUCUAACAGUCGUAACACGUUUCCUACCAGUUCCCGUCUUUUGCAUUUUUUCGAGUCGCUUAGAAACGAUCUGGGUACGGAAGGUACUACUACUACGACGCCGUCUCCCACAGUACCACCGACGACCACAGCCCCGGAAAAUAUCACACUACCACCUGUUACUCUCGGUAUAGGUAGUUCCAGCACCAGAACGACCAGCUCGCCUAUAUACACGUCGAACUCGAGGCGGAGGUUUUUUUCUAAUCGCGUAUCGGCGUUUAUGCCGACCAGGGUGAACUACACGGCGUCUCGCUUGCGGCGGUCGAACCAUUUGUUUACAAGAGGACUCAUAAACCAUCACAACAACACUUUAAAUCGCAGCAGCGGUCCUUUCGCCCUCGACGAGCUUACAAACUUCUCCGAAAGAGCCAAUUCCGAGGACGAUCCCCCCACGAUUCUCCUACCGUCUUUCAACAGCACCUUCACCGCGGAUAACUUAUCCCCCCGCGAUCAUUUGGGCAUCUCCGCCAUCUACUCGAACAUCGUGCAAGACUUGGAGUCGAGUUUGAACGACGUUAGGAACAUAACGUCCGCGCGACCCGGCGAAACCUCAGACAUGCUGAGCAGCUUUUCCGAGCGCUUGGAGAACAUCAUGAACCAAUCGGAAACCAUACUCAGGAAUCUGCGGAGCUCUAUGGAGCUUUUAUCGGCGAGCGCGGAGCAGCAACAAACCGCCUCGACUUCGCGCACGCCCGCGAACGAGCCUUCGUGGAGCUUCAACGACCCGAGCUUUUACGUGCGCGACGCGCGCACGGAUUCGCCCACGAGCACGAGCUCGAUAGCUUCCGGCGACGGCGGAAGUCGGCAGGCGGGCGCCGGCAGGGUUUUUAACCCCGUCGCAUCCGAUCACACGUACUGGAGGGACCCUGCAGAGGGUCCUCAAACGCCCGGAGGAAGCGAGAGCAUGACGCCGGUCAUGAUCACCAUCAGUCACAUCCAGGUGCAAGCCAGGCUGCUCAGGCAACAGGUUGAAAGUAUCGAACGGAUAGACAGGGCCAUGAUAGAAGUGGCCCAGCUGCAACUGGUACGCCAGCUGAUAAUAGAGCUGGUGAGGCGCGUGCGCAACUCGAACCCCACCGAGAGCGCCCGCAACAACGCCGGCGUGUCGAGCGUGCGCCAAAUGAUGGCCGGCACGCGCAUCAGCGACAACGGCCCCGACGAAGCGCCGGAAGUCACCGCCACCGAACCCCCCGCCGCCCCCUCGAGCAACUCGAGCUCGGCCACGACGAGUGCCAGAAACAGCGAACAGAGUUGUUCGAGUAGCGGCGGUGGGGUUGUCAACGAGGGCGGCAGCUCUCCGAGAAGCAGAUUGCGAAGCAUAAGGUCAAGGCUCGACCAGAUGAUUUCGAGGAUGAGCGAUUCCAGCAGCGCUCGCACUAAUCCGCCGCCACCCGCUGAACCCUCUACGUCCAGUGCGGAUGCAACUGCGGAUAGCAGUGCACCGCCCAGGUCUAGACCUAGAGGAUCCAGCAGGAAAACUUAUCCGCCUUCGAGGUUCUUUAAGUCGCAGCGGUUUUGCCGCAGGCCUUCUCUAGUGCACUUUCUGUCGCGGCGUUAUUUAAACAGAGGCGAUCGUAGCGCGAGACAAAAUACGCAAAGUAGUAGUAGUAGAUCGAGCGAAGCAUUCUCAAACCGACAACCGACCUCGUUAUCGAACUACUCCGUCAUAAAUUCAUCUACACUCUCUUUUAUGACGCGCAGAUUGGAAUCACUGCUUACAGAACAAAUGCGGCACUUUACCAGACCCGCAGCUGAAACUUCGCACCGCAGUUACGCGUCCAUCGAUUUAGGCGAGCACAUCUUGGCUUUGAGAUUGCACGGCUGCAUGCUGAGGAUAAACCGCGUUCUGGGCGGCUCUUCUGUGCGCCCGGCGCCGCCCAGCAUGGCGGUUACAGCAGACGGCGCGUCGCGUUACGGGGCGCGCCAUACUCUCGGAGUAAUUGUGGACGGAAUGAGCCGGCACGUGGAGGAGAUGGGCUCAUCCUCGACGUUCUCGCAGAGCAUGCGCUUGGAAAUGCACGGGGUGCUCGCGAUGUCGCUGCUGCUGUCAGAGCUGUGCCUGCUGCAGGUGGUGGACUCCAUCCCGCCGCCCACCGGCAUGAAUCUCGACCCGGAGAGGGAGUCGCUGACCACAAGGAUCGAUCAGAUGUGCGCCCAGAUGCUGCAGAGCAGGUUUAGCAGCCAUUCGCAUCAGUUGACCAGGAGCUUGAGGCUCAUGAGAACGACCAUGAGACACGCUUACGCGGCUCUCGGUCAAACUUACACGGACCGAAGAAACGCGAUGUUGCCGCGUCACGAGACCGAUCGCAGGCAACUGCUGGGCAGCAUCAACAGGUGCCUGAGAACGAUAAACCGCAACCAAAGACCGCGCGGUGGUGCCGCUCAAAGCGGCGGCGUCGACGGCAACGCCGCGGAAACAAACGACGGCGCGUCGACGACCGCCGACGCCAACAACGACAGCAACGACAAUCCGUUCAUGAGCGACUGGUUCACCACCUUGAGCGAUUUCAUACGCAGGUACUCUAACAGCAACGACGAGGAAACGUCGAACAACCCGUCGACUUCGGGGGCCGGGACGGGGAGGGACAGGGACGCGUCCUCGAGGACCGGGAACACCUCGAGCAACAACAGCGACGACAACGACGACGAAUCCGACUGGUUGAGCAACAACAACACGUCCUCUCACAACAGCAACUUGUAUCGCAGCAAUAACGUCAACUUGAGCGAGCAAGCAGAGUCCAAUCAGUCGAGGAUGUGGACCGUGCCGUCCGUACAGGUAAACGACGUGCCCGUGUCUGAACCGUCGACAUACCAGCAGCGUUUGAUGAGCCAACGUCAGCGGUUCGCGGACCGCGUGUCCGAGAUGCGUCACAAUCCGUCUAUCGGCGGGCUGUUUCGUCCGCGAUUCCUGCAUCCGCUUUACGCGAACCGCGUGAACCCGUUCGACGCGGACCUCGACGAUCCGCAGCGCGAGCCCAUCUACGAGACGGACAUGAUCACUACCGUGACGCCGAACCACCGGCUCCAGGCCUGGGACAUCAGCGACUGGAGCGUGCCCGCCAUCAGCAACUCGAUGAAGAACGUAAUUGUGGGAGAAUGCAAAAUCCACAACGACGCUAGUGUCGACAUCGCCAAAGACGGUACUCUUCUAGUAACCCUGCUGCCAUCUGGUGGAUAUCUAAAUGUAACAAACCGAUUAGGCGUGUACAGCCUGAAGUGGGAAACGCUCGGGCAGUGCCUAUACACGACCAGCUUCGAGCAGAACGCUGUAUCCGUAUCCCUAUCCCCGCUCAGUCGCCAUCUGCUGGUGGGACUGGCAUCGAGGACGGUUUCCAUUGUCUGCAACGAUCGCUGGGUGAUGGCGCGCAUUUUUAAGAUCGAGCAAAAAGACGAGCCGGGGGAUCGUUUGCCCAUGGUGAGGGAGCUGGUGGGCGACAGCAGAAUAAACUGCAUCAGGUGGCUGCCCAAUUCCGGGCAAGGGAUCAUUUACGGUACCAACACCGGACAGCUGAUCGUUCUAACGUAAACGUUUGGAUUUUAUCGAGAUUAUUUAGUUACGUUACUUUAUUCUAUGGUUUUAAGGAGUGUGCUUUAAGUAUUCCUGCGGCCCUUUGUUUUGCGCGAUAUUCAGGGUUCAAAAUAGAAGUUAAAUAAUUUAAUAAUAUAUCAUAUUAAAAACAUGGUAUCCUUAAAAGAUAAUUAAAAUUUCAGCCCGGUCUACAAUUGGAUAACGCUUAUAGAAAGGAAACAAAGCGCCAAAAACUUUUUUUGGGCUUAGUAAAAUUAUUUGUAAAAUAAUUCAUAUUUAAUAAUCCUCAAAAGGUUAAUCAUCAUUUGAAUUUUUUCUAAAAAGAAUUGAGAAGGUUCCCAAAUCAUUAUUAAUUUUUGAGCAGCAUUAAAAAUGAGUUAUUUUGCAAAUAAUUUUGUUUACCACGGAAAAAGUUUUUGGCGCUUGGUUCCUUUUCGAUAAACGCUACCCAAAUGUAUCUUUUACGGCUUACGUCUUACGUCAACCAAUCGCAGUGCUGUGAUUCGUUGGCAUAAGACGUAAGCCGUAAAAUAUACAUUCUGCGACAAUGUAAAAGGAUUUAUAGGUUGGGCGUAAAAAAAUUAAACCUUUCAUAUAAAUUAUAGUUACUCUACAUAUGUAUAUGGCACGCCGUUUUAACAUUUGUUAAAUAUUUACUUAAUUUAAAAUUUUAUUGGUUUCAAAUUUUCCCUACUAAAAAUUUUAUGGUUACCUUUAUAAAUUUAAAAUAUUUUCAAGUAUAAUUUAUUGGGGCAGAAUUUUGUUAAACUAAAAACAAUUGAUAAACAAAAAAUAUUUUAAAUAUUAAAUGCAAAUGUAAAAGUUUAAGUUUAAAAUAUUGGUUUUUAAAAAUUGUAUUCUACAAAAGUCAUUUAAAUGGUAGUUGAUACAUUUUUAAUACAAAAAUUUUCACAUUACAUUUAAAUGUAAGUCGAUAAUUUUUCAUUCUCUAGCGAACGCCGUCUGUUAAAGCUACGUUUACACUUUGUAAAUUAAAAAUUUACGACUUACAUGUAAAGUUAUAAAUUUUGUGAUAAAAAUUUAUCAAUUUAUCAAAGAGUUAUUUAAAUGAUAGUCGAUAAAUUUACCACUUUAAAAUUUAAGACUUAAAUUUUUGUAUUAAAAAUUUAUCAACUAUCAUUUAAAGGACUACAAAUUUAAACCGAUAAUUUUGUAGAAUAAAAUAUUUGUACUAACAAUUUUAAAAAUCAAUAUUUUUAAGCUUAAAGUUUUACAUUUAUAUUUUACUAUUAAUUGUUUUGAGUUUAAAAAAUGGGGCAUUCCACGUUACUCGGUAAUUUUUGUCCCGCCUGUCACAAUUAAAAAUUGUGAGUAAAAACCACAAGUUAUAAAAUUAAUAUUUUAUAAUAUUAUUUUUAUUGUGCUUAUAACUUAUUAAAAACAUAAUAAAACAAUAUUUUUAAAAAAAAUUUAUAACGUGUAGUUUUUACUCACAAUUUUCAAUUGUGACGGGCGGGACAAAAAUCCCCGAGUAACGUGGAAUGACCCAAAUGUAACUUUGGACAUUUCUGUUAAAACAUCAAUUUACUUUAAGCACUUUAUUUACAGUCAAAAAUUUUCUUCAAUAAAAUAGUGGAUAUUUUCUUACGAGAAUCGCGCUAAAAACGCUUUUUUAGGACGAUAAAGCACAUUUUAGAUAAAAUUAAAAAAUCGAUACUUAUAUUAUUUUAUAAACAUAAUAUUUUUUACAAAAACAACUUUUUGAGCUUCAAACUAUGGUUACAUGUUGAUGUUAUCUAUUUUUUUUAUUUAUUUGUCAGUUUAACGCUAAUUUUUUAAAUAUAAUACAAUGUAUAUUUUGCGCUCUAAAUAUACACAAAGUAUUUAUAUUGCAAUAUUUUCAAAAAAUUAGCGUUAAAAUGACAGAUAGAUAACAUCAAUCAUUUGUAUUUAAAUGUCAAGGUUUAGGAUGUUGGUUUUAUUGCAAAAAUGAGUUUUAAAGCUUUUAAAAAGUCCUUUUGUGAAAAUUGUGUUUUAGGUAUUUUUACCACCCUUUUUUAAUAUCAAUUUGAUCGUAAAAUGUGUUUUAUCGACCUAAGAAGCGUUUUUAACGCGAUUGCAUUAAUUUUUGAAAAAAUCGACUAUUUUACAAAUUUUCAAAAUGGCCAGGGACUGUACUGGGUAUACAGUUUCAAUAUAGAUACUUUUUAGCAUUAUAAAUGCAUUUAUUAAAAAUGUAAUCUUUUAUUUCGUCUGGUCAAUUUUUUGGUAACUUUAUUUUUUAUUCUUUUUGUGAAUUAGAUAAAUUUUUCUUGUAAUUAAAACAAGAAAUUUGGAUAAAUGUCCAUAAGAGAAAUAAUAUGCCCUGUAUAUUUCACAGCAUGGAUACUUUUAACACAUUCCUUAAAGGAUAAUAUAAAACAAUUAAAAAAAAAAUCCAGCAAAAAAAUCUUCGAUUUUUUCUAUAAUACAUGUGCCAUGUAAACGUGUUGUUAUAAUGUUCUUCGUAUUUUUCUGUAAAUAAGUUGACGACGACGAUUUGUUUAAGGGGUUACAUGCAGUCAGAGGUGUAAAAAAUGGACACUUUAAAGAAUUUGUUAUAAAGUGUUUUUUAUUCAAAUAUUGAUACCAAUUUCUUAUACCAUAUUUUAAAAAAGAGAAAGAUGUUAUAAAAAAUUAUAACUGCACCACAACCCCUUAAAAAGGUUUGAAUUUUUAACCAUUACAUUACACAAUAGAGCACUUUAAAAGGUUAGCGGAAUAGCUUUAAAAUAUAUACGCAAACUUUAUGAAAAAGAUAUUUAAAAAUAGGCUUUUCUCAUUUUUAUGUUUAUUAAUAUUAUUUGAUAAUAUAAAAUUUUAAAGCACAUUGGGCAAAUAUGCCUUCUGUUUAAUAAAUUAUAAAAUAAUAUAAAUAAAUCUACAGGGUAGUCUGCUGAGAUGUCAGUUGUUCAAAAACAAAAUAAUUUAUUCUUGGUAGAUUACCCAUAUACAUACUAUAACCAUUUGGAAAAAUAGUACUUAGUGCAGUUUUGACAAUGAAUGGAAAUGCUGAUUUGUUAAUAACCUUAUAUAAAUAAAUAAAUAAAUAAAAAAAAAUGGGUUUUAUAGAAAAAUAUCAUAAAAGUUUGACCUGGUUUCUAGAUAAUAGUCGUAAAAAAUUGAACCAAGUACUAUUUUGUGAUUUUUGAAUAAAUGUAAAUAAAUAAAUUUGUGUUUUAAAACCAUAAAUAAGUAUUUAAAAUCGAUUUGGUUUUAUAGUUUGAGUGUCUUGAUGUUAGGGGCAAAAUUGGCAAAAUUAUUAAUGACUACCCAAGUGUCCAUAUUAUUUAUUUCACUUCAAUUUUAUUAUUGGAAUCUUCAGUUAAUUUAUGUUUGUAUUCGGAAUAUGGUGAUAUUUUUCUAGUGAUAUAACAUAUGUAUUUUUCGAUUUUCAGUUUAUAUUCGUAUUACUUUUAUGAUUAUUAUUAAUUAUUUAUUGCUGUUAGAAUUUGAGACAUGUGUAAGAUACUGAUGUAUUAUAUGUGUUUGUAAGUUUUAAUAUUUUAAUUCUAAUGCAAUAAAUUUUCAAGAAUCAGUUUUAUUACACUGUUUUAGGCAAACAAGUUUUUUAUUGAUACCACGUAUUAAAUAACAAAAACUUUUUUGCGUUAUUUCGUUUUUAUCAAUGUUCUUUUUAUUUUUGAAACUUUGAUUCUUGAAUUUGACUGACUUGCUUUUGUAUAUUACUUAUUCAAAAUUGU
Brassicogethes aeneus is the source of this 9646-nucleotide messenger RNA. The record is from the annotation of a GenBank genome assembly. NCBI's taxonomy places the organism in Eukaryota, Metazoa, Arthropoda, Insecta, Coleoptera, Nitidulidae.